Molecule: messenger RNA, 990 nt
Organism: Psylliodes chrysocephalus
Lineage: Eukaryota; Metazoa; Arthropoda; Insecta; Coleoptera; Chrysomelidae
Source: the annotation of a GenBank genome assembly
CCUAUAUACAUACCUACUCUGUAUCAUGUAUAUAAAUGAAUCUUAGAUUACGGAAAAUAUUUUAGUGCGGCCAUUGUUCUAAAUCAAACAUGAGGACAUACAUUUUAAUAGCAAUGGCUUUAAUUGCCCUUGCAGAAUUAGUUAAUGCAGAUGUUUACUUUAGUGCAGCAGUUGUUCUAAAUCAAACAUGAGAACGUACAUUUUAAUAGCAGCAGUUUUAAUUGCCUUAGCAGGAUUAGUUCAUUCAGAUGAUAACGCGGCUACUACUUCAGCUAAGAAAAGGCAAGAUGACGUGACUGCUACCUCAGCUAAGAAAAGGCAAGAUGACGCGACUGCUGUAUCAGCUAAAAAGAGGCAAAGUGACGUUGCUGAUGCCUCAGCUAAAAAGAGGCAAAGUGACGCGCCUGAUGCCUCAGCUAAGAAAAGGCAAGAUGACGUGACUUCUACAGCAGCUAAAAAGAGGCAAAGUGACGCGCCUGAUGCCUCAGCUAAGAAAAGGCAAGAUGACGUGACUUCUACAGCAGCUAAAAAGAGGCAAAGUGACGCGCCUGAUGCCUCAGCUAAGAAAAGGCAAGAUGACGUGACUUCUACAGCAGCUAAAAAGAGGCAAAGUGACGCGCCUGAUGCCUCAGCUAAGAAAAGGCAAGAUGACGUGACUUCUACAGCAGCUAAAAAGAGGCAAAGUGACGCGCCUGAUGCCUCAGCUAAGAAAAGGCAAGAUGACGUAACUGCUACAUCAGCUAAGAAAAGGCAAGAUGACGUGACUGCUACAUCAGCUAAAAGGAGGCAUGCUGACGUUUCCUACUGACCGAACUCCAUUUUAAGCUGGAAGUGCAAAAACGAUCAAGAAAAGCAAGCCAUACAGCCAGCUGAUGUUUAACAGACUGGAGUCCACAUAAGCGUAUCAAAAAGCAAUAAAAGGGGACAUUAAAAUUUUUGUUUUUUAUUUCGUAAAAGUAGAGAGUAUUAAUAAAACUUUAAUAAUUUUAG